AGACAUAAAUGUGCAGCAGCCCCGUAGAAGGAAACCGUGAGUGUAACAAGGUUCUCCUUCCGCUGUCCGUGUGUGCAGAGAGCAGUCUGAUAUCGCUGGGAGGAAAAUGUCAUGCGGGCUGUGGAAAGAGACCUUGGCUCUGGCAGAGGACUACCUGUACCUGUGCUGCAGAAGCCCACGGCCAGCCCCUCCACCUCCCAGCGAGUCAGCCGCUGCCAUGAGGCACCUGGCCCAGGACAUGGAGGCACAGCACCAGGCCCGCUUCCACUCCCUCGCUCAGACCUUCCUGAGGCAGUGCGGGCCGGACCCCUGCGCCAGCCUCAGGAAAGUGAUAGAGGAGCUGGUGGGAGACGGACACUUGAACUGGGGGAGGGUUGUUUCCCUUUUCACCUUUACCGGGGUGCUGGCCAGACAGCUGCUGGAGCAGAAGAGCAUGAAGCUGGGGCUGGACCCUGGGCAGGAGCUGGUGCAGGAGCACGGAAACUGCAGGGGACUCGCAGAGACCAUAGCUGAUUACCUGGGAGAGGAGAAGAAAGACUGGCUGCUGGAGAAUGGCGGAUGGGAGGGGUUCUGCAAGUUCUCUCGCAGUGCCAGAGAAGUCAGUCCGGACUCGUCCAUGAAGACAGCGCUGUUUGCUGCUGCCGGUGUGGGCCUCGCUGGACUCACCUUCCUCCUGGUGCGCUAGCUAGCCUUCUCCAUCCUUAACAAACCUUCAUCCAUGUUCUCAUUUCAUGUUUGGCACAAUUAAGUAGACAUUUUAUUUCUAACAUCGAUGCUGCAAAAACAGGCUUAAUCUGUAGUGAAUUCAGGGUUGUUUCUCAAGUCAUCAACUGAAUGUUUGCACAUACUCAGACCCCCCCCCCGAACACACACACACACACACACACACACACACACACACACACACACACACACACACACACAUAUUAAUACUGGCAUUUAGUCACUCACUCCUUAAGAUUGUAAAAAAUGAUCUCAAUGCCUUCAGAAAUGUUGGAGUAAGUGACGUGAGCAUAUCAGACAGUUUAAUUAAAAAAGCACAGGUUUGUGGACAGAAUAGUCUUGCUCUCUUUGUAUUUUCAACUGUGCAGCUAAAAGACUUCAUUUCAAUUUUUUCCACAGCUUUUGAUUUUGAAAUUGUCUGCUGCCUUUUUAUUCAUGUGUUUACCUUGAGUUGUGUAUGUGAUAUAGAGCCAUUCUAGUGUACAAUGUAUAAAUUAAUAUAUUAUAUUUAUAUGAAAUGAAACUGUAAGCAGUGGCCCUUUCUUUUUUUUUUCUUCUAACUGUUCCACAGCUAAUUCAGUUAUUUCAUUGUUUUCAAUAUGUCCUGCGUUCAUGUGAAACACCUGAUUUACAUUGGUCAACGGCUGAAUCAGCACUCGAGGCAACACAACGGUGCUAUCGUAUGUUGUGAAAUGUUUCUCAUAUCAAUCUAACAAAACAGGGACCAAUCCGACUUCAAACAUAUUGCUAUUCGAACCAGCUGUUGCUAUGGCAUUUCUCCUUCACAAAUCCCUUAAACAUUAUAUUUUUACAUUGUUUUGGUCUAUUUAUUUGUCACUGUUUUUAUAAUAAAAAAA
Molecule: messenger RNA, 1580 nt
Organism: Anoplopoma fimbria (sablefish)
Lineage: Eukaryota; Metazoa; Chordata; Actinopteri; Perciformes; Anoplopomatidae
Gene: bcl2l10
Product: BCL2 like 10
Exons: 3
Coding region: 107-685 (192 amino acids)
Biological process (GO): intrinsic apoptotic signaling pathway in response to DNA damage; regulation of apoptotic process; extrinsic apoptotic signaling pathway in absence of ligand
Cellular component (GO): mitochondrial outer membrane
Molecular function (GO): protein homodimerization activity; protein heterodimerization activity
Source: RefSeq, a predicted model, not a curated record